AUGGAAAGAUCAUUACGAGUGAAGAAAGGUGCAUGGACCGAAGAGGAAGACAUACUUCUAAGGAAGUGCGUUGAAAAAUAUGGUGAAGGAAGAUGGCAUCAAGUUCCUCUCAGAGCAGGCUUGAACAGAUGCAGGAAAAGCUGUAGAAUGAGGUGGUUGAACUAUCUUAAGCCAAAUAUUAAGAGAGGAGGGUUUUCUGUGGACGAACUUGACUUAAUUAUCAGGCUACACAAACUGCUUGGUAACAGGCAAGUGUAUCUCAGUACUAUUGGAAGAACAGCAAAUGAUGUAAAGAAUUAUUGGAACACAAACCUGCGAAAGAAGAUGGAUUCCAGCAAUAAAGAUGUUAAAUCAAAACCGGAACCAAAAUCAAUAACAAAAGCUACAAUAAUAAAGCCUCGACCUCGAAACUUCAAAAAUAUAAGCUGGUUGAGAGAAGGCACUCCAUUUAUCAAUGUUUGUCAUCCAUUUGGAGACGAUCUUUGCAAGCCAUAUUCUACAAUGGCACCUUUCGAUAAUAAUGAAGUUGAAAGUAUGUGGUGGGAAAGCUUGUUAGAUGACAAAGAAAUCAAUAUAACAAACAACAACAGCUGUUUGGGUAAUGUGUCAGAAAUUGAUCAGGAGCCAAUCAAAAGUGUUUUCGGAGAUAGCAAUUCACCAGGAGGGGAAAACGUAGGGAACAUGUUCUAUGAACAAGGACAAAGGUGUUGGAGUGACUUCUCUUCUGACGAUGCGGACCUUUGGAAUCUGAUCAAUACAGAACUAGAUCAACAACUACUUGAACAACUUUAG
Dovyalis caffra is the source of this 792-nucleotide messenger RNA. NCBI's taxonomy places the organism in Eukaryota, Viridiplantae, Streptophyta, Magnoliopsida, Malpighiales, Salicaceae. The record is from the annotation of a GenBank genome assembly.